AUUAGAUCAAUCUCCCGUCUGUCGCUGCUUCUCUAGGCUCUUGAAACACUCGCCACACUUUUCUCCCCCCCUCCUUCUUCCAGCGAGGUGAUUUCUUCCGCUCCCAUCCAUCCCUUGCUUACACUGCUGCUGCCCUUUUCUCAAUCCGACGGCAGCGUCUCCGCAGUCCGCAGUCCGCAUUCCUUCUGCCCACUACUAGACCCCAGCCCUUGCGGAGCUAGUAUCUCUUUCCUUUCAACUGUCGCGUGCCCAGUUUCCUUAUCCCAGCAUCGCCCGACAUGCGUUUUGGAAAGACUCUGCGGAACUCCAUCUAUCCCCCCUGGAGUGGGAAUUAUAUCGACUACCACCGCCUAAAGGCCCUGCUCCGGGAGCAUGAUGUCACUGGAGAUGGCAGCGACUCGGAAACCACACCAUGGACCGAACAGGAUGAGGAGGCCUUCGUCGAGGAGUUGAUAAACGUGCAGCUCGAUAAGGUCAAUGCCUUUCAGAUGGAAACGCUACAGCAGCUGAGAGAGCGCACGUCGGCCUGUGAGACCCGGUUGCGCCCGUUGACUACCACUGCCGAUGACGAGACCCCUGCGAUUGUGAACGGUGAAGAGAAGAAGACGGUCGCCUCCGGGGUCCUCGAAGAGUUGGACAGUAUCACCAGAGAGGUGACUGAGCUGGAAAAAUAUAGUCGGAUCAAUUUCACGGGCUUCCUCAAGGCCGCAAAGAAGCAUGACCGCAAGCGCGGUACCAGAUACCGGGUGAAGCCUUUGUUGCAAGUGCGGCUCUCGCAGUUGCCAUUCAACUCAGAGGACUACUCGCCCUUGGUCCGCAGAUUGUCUGUGAUGUACUCCUUCGCCCGGGAGAUCCUUAGCCAGGGCGUCGUGGAGAUCAAGGACCCCGCCGAGUCUCGGUUUGGUCAGGGCGCCUACUCCUCGUUCAAAUUCUGGGUGCACGCAGAUAAUGUCCUGGAGGUGAAGACCUAUAUUCUUCGGCAACUUCCCGUCCUCAUCUACAACCCUGGUACCUCCAAGGACCUUACCACCGUUCCCGACGACCCCACGAUUACCUCCCUGUAUUUCGACAACCCGCAAUUCGACCUCUACACCCAGAAGGUCGCUCGUGCCCCUGAGGCCGGUUCUCUUCGGCUGCGCUGGACUGGCAACCUGCAGGACAAGCCCGCUAUCUUCCUGGAGAAGAAGGUUGUGACGGAUGACGAUCGCAGUAGGGAAGUGAAGGUGCAACUGAAGCAGAAACAUGUCAAGGAGUUCCUUGACGGCGAAUACCGAUUCGACAAGAAGGUGCAUCGGAUGGAAAACAUGGGCAACGGGGAAUCGGAGCAUGCCGAGUCUUUCAAGAAGGACGUCGAGGAGCUGCAAUCCUUCAUCAAGGAACACAACCUGCAGCCGAUGCUCCGAGCCAACUACACGCGCAUGGCCUUCCAGAUCCCUGGAGAUGACCGGAUCCGGAUUUCUCUGGAUACCAAUCUGGCUCUGAUCAGAGAGGACUCACUGGAGGAGCUGCGCCCUUGUCGGGAGGCGAAUGAGUGGCACCGUGGAGACAUCGACGAUGCCAACAUGGAGUAUCCGUUCAGCCGCAUCAGAACCGGCGAAAUCGCUCGGUUCCCCCAUGCCCUGCUGGAAAUCAAGCUGAGGGGCAGUACGGCGCACAAUGCCGAGUGGAUCAAGGACCUCAUGGUUUCCCAUCUCGUGAAGGAAGCCCCCCGGUUCUCCAAAUUCGUCCACGGCGUGGCCCAGCUCUUCGAAGACUACGUAAACAGCUUCCCCUUCUGGCUUGGUGAGCUGGAAAGUGACAUCCGACGGGAUCCGGAGACGGCUUUCCACGAGGAACAAGAGCGACUUGCGAAGCGUGCCGAGGAGGAAAUGGCGGUUGGAAGCUUCUUGGGCGGCAAGAGUCCUGCAGCAAGGCCCCUGGUGGGAUCCCCGGUUCAUAAGUUCACCGACGUGGAAUCUUCCUCACGGGGCCGCCAGUCUCCGCAGGUCGCACACGCACAGCCAUCCCAGCGUCCGUCGGCGCCCGAGGUGGCGCCGAGACCCGAACGCGACGAGCCCAUCCAAGAAGUGGAAGAAGGAGAGCAAGCGGAGCAGCCCGUGACGCUGAAACGGCUGGCCGCUCUGUUCCCCUCCUUCCCCCUGUCCCGCGCCAACCGCGCCGACGAGGCUGCCUUGCCGCCUGGCGUCCGGGAACCCGGGACGUGGAUCAAGGAUUCAGGCCCGGUCCGGGUCGAAACCAAGGUCUGGCUCGCCAACCAGCGAACGUUCAUCAAAUGGCUCCAUAUCAGCAUCCUGCUGUCCUCGCUCUCGCUGGGUCUGUACAACGCGGCCGGGAAGGACAACGAUGUGGCUCGUGCCCUGUCCAUUGUCUACACGUGCUUCGCCAUCUUUGCUGCCGCGUGGGGAUGGUACAUGCACGAGAAACGGGCCCGCCUCAUCCGCCAACGCAGCGGACGCGACCUGGACAACACCUUCGGUCCUAUUGUCGUGUGCAUCGGACUGGCCGUGGCGCUGGUCCUGAACUUUGCCUUCAAGUAUAACUCUACUGUCGAGAGGAUACGGGAGCGUGAUAGUCUCGCGAACCCUCCCACGUUGAACUCGACCGGUUUCGCCAACCAGGCGCACCCGUGGCAACUGGUCAACCAGGGUGGACAGGCGCUUUGAUCGGAUGACUAGCUAUCCAAAGUGCCGGUCUAGCAAAGGGGGGGGCAGGGGUGAGGCAGGGCUGUGUACAGUGCAUUGCGAUGUAAAAUUGUCCAUCCACCUUUGUGAUUGUAUACAUAGGGUGUCUUGUCGAUGUAUGUAUGUAUUCUUAGCAUUUUACUUGAUUAAAAGUGAACCCCAGCGAGCGUCAUUAGUUAGAAUGGAAAUGAU
This is a messenger RNA of Aspergillus heteromorphus CBS 117.55, 2873 nucleotides long. Its product is annotated as SPX domain protein. The transcript has 2 exons. Gene Ontology annotation, cellular component: fungal-type vacuole membrane; vacuolar transporter chaperone complex. NCBI's taxonomy places the organism in Eukaryota, Fungi, Ascomycota, Eurotiomycetes, Eurotiales, Aspergillaceae. The record is from RefSeq and is a predicted model, not a curated record. The coding region runs from base 279 to 2663 and encodes 794 amino acids.